AUUAACGAUUAUUUUAUUUUGACAUUUCUAACCGGAACACACUUUUCUUACUUUGGGUAACUUGACAGUGAAACUUCCGUCAAGAUAUCGGCUGAGUAAGAAGUCAUGGCAGACCUUGGCGUUAAAGCGGGAGACAAGGUGCUGUUGGUUUGGGCUCAGCCUUCAGCACCAGCAGCCCUGAAACAGUGUGCAGAGGAACUGGGUGCCAUUGUGGGUGCAGACGGCAAAGUGUCCGUGGAGAACAUGGAGAGAUUAUCGCUGUCCUCCCAUUCAGCAUCCACCUUUGACUGUGUGCUCUCUUGCCUUCUGGCUGACAGCUCCUCCGUCCACAGCUCCGAGACUCUAGCAGAGUUAGCCAGAGUGCUCAAACCUGGCGGGAAGCUAGUCCUGGAUGAAGCAGUUACAGGAGCUGACGCACAGAAUGUGAGGACUGCUGAGAAGCUGAUGUCAGCUCUGAAGUUGUCGGGCUUCAUGUCAGUGACUGAGGUCAGUAAAGCAGAACUCAGUCCUGAGGCGUUGAGCUCCCUCAGAACCGCCACUGGUUACCAGGGAAACACUCUGUCUAGAGUCCGCAUAUCUGCCUCCAAACCCAACUUUGAGGUGGGAUCAUCCAGCCAGAUUAAACUGUCAUUUGGGAAAAAGACGCCCAAGCCAGCAGAGAAACCUGCUCUGGAUCCCAAGACUGUCAAAAUGUGGACGCUGUCAGUCAAUGACAUGGAUGAUGAUGAUGUGGAUCUGGUGGACUCUGAUGCUCUGCUGGAUGAAGAUGACUUGAAGAAGCCAGACCCAGCUUCUCUUAAAGCACCCAGCUGUGGAGAGGGAGCCGGCAAGAAGAAGAAAGCCUGCAAGAACUGCUCAUGUGGUCUUGCUGAAGAGCUGGAGCAGGAGAGCAAAGGAAAACAAAAGACUAACCUACCAAAAUCUGCCUGUGGAAGUUGUUACCUUGGUGACGCGUUCCGAUGUGCCAGCUGUCCGUACGCGGGGAUGCCGGCGUUCAAACCAGGAGAGAAGAUUGUGCUGGACAACAAGACCCUGACAGACGCUUGAAAUGUCACAGUUCUGCUCCUGAUUGAAACAUUACAUUCCUUUUUUUCCCCUCCAUCCACCCUGAGUCACAACUCCUCUCUGCAGACACUGAAUGGAAGGCUGCUCACUGAAGAUGUGACGGGGAUCUGUGCGAUUGAAUCUACAACACACAGUCUUGUUUCUGAUGUUCUGAUUGUGAUGCCUUCAUGUACCAGCAAUAGUCAUGUUCACUUAAGUUCAGUUUAAGAUUUUGCCAAUGCAGCUACGACAAUGAGCCAGAGUGAGACUUGAAUGAAAAAAGUGCACCGUCAUUGCAGUUUUCCUCCUGCUGCUGUUAAUUAUGCAAAUGAUGGCGUGAGAAUCUCCUCUAAAGCUUCUAGCAAGUAUUUAAAAGCACUGAAAUGCAUUUCAUCGUUUCAUUUGAAGUUCUAUUUACAUCUAACCACUGACAGUUACAAUAUAAAGCAGAAACUACAGAAUGUUUACCAGUACAAUUUGAGCAUUCAGAGGUCCAUACAAACAGUAUAAAAACUGUCCAGUUCAAGCUUAAUUAUGUAUAUAAAGGCAAACAGUUUGGCAGUAA
This is a messenger RNA of Dicentrarchus labrax (European seabass), 1609 nucleotides long. It is a transcript of the gene ciapin1, whose product is annotated as cytokine induced apoptosis inhibitor 1. Gene Ontology annotation, cellular component: cytoplasm. The record is from RefSeq and is a predicted model, not a curated record. Gene Ontology annotation, molecular function: iron-sulfur cluster binding. The transcript is spliced from 9 exons. Bases 106 to 1047 code for a protein of 313 amino acids. Gene Ontology annotation, biological process: iron-sulfur cluster assembly. Lineage: Eukaryota; Metazoa; Chordata; Actinopteri; Moronidae.